This is a messenger RNA of Macrosiphum euphorbiae (potato aphid), 2352 nucleotides long. Lineage: Eukaryota; Metazoa; Arthropoda; Insecta; Hemiptera; Aphididae. The record is from the annotation of a GenBank genome assembly.
AUGGUUUGUAUAGACGAAGUAGUUGCUUACUUCAAAACACUUAAAAGCUACGAACGGCUUUGGAUGAUGUGUAGACUCCAAAGCCACUGUCUUCCAAUUGAAUUGAGGUACCUCGGCACUUGUUUAGAUAACUUGUCAAAAAGAGAUAUUCACAUAUUGAAAAAAUUGGAACUCGAAGCCAACGAUCCAGCCAGCGUUAGUGAAGUAGCUUGCAAGUGUAUUUGCGAUAAAACCGUUAGGGCAGCGGUUAUCAAGUAUUUAUCUGUAUUAAACACUAAUAGUACAAAGUGUUCAGAACUAAUUUAUAAAGCGCUAACAGACGACAAAGGUUUAGAACGCAUAUUUAAGUGUCCGAAAGCGUUCUUUAACGAUAAAAACGCAUUUGAGGAGCUUAUGGUAUUGUACACAUUAGCUGUAAAUCAUCCAGCAUUUAUAUUUGAACAAAAAACUCAACUAGAUAGCAUAUUCAACUGUAUUAAGAAAGAAAAAGAGAGACAAUUGUCCAAAAAGAAAGGCGGUGAUCUAGACAAAGAAUCUUCUGAUAUUUUAGAGAAUAUCAACACCAUGAUUCCACCACCCAACUAUAUGUAUCAACAAACUCAAGGAGGGCCAAAUUAUCCUCUGAAUAGAAAUGGCUAUUUAUAUCCUCGUCAUUAUUAUCCAUUUCCUCCUGUAAAUGUUCCACCAAUGCAAGUUUGUUACGACUAUCCACCACCAACAGCAGUUUCAGGAAUUAGAGGACCCCAUCAAGCUAAUUUUUCAAAAUCUCCAAGUCCAGUUUCAUGGCCUCCACGCACAUUCCAAAUAAAUCCACGCAAUCAACCACCAAACAUAAACUCAAAGCAAAGGCAUCCUACGCCACCAAGAUAUCGUAAUCCUUCAGAUCCUAGUUAUCCAUUUUCACAAUCGUGGAACAACUGGAACAUGUAUCAAAUGUCACCGCAUAAUAUGUAUGCCAAUUAUAAUUAUACUCCAGGCAUGGUUCCAUCUUUCUAUCCUGAAAAUGCUAUGGGUCGUAACUACCAAGGACAUGGGACAAAAAGUAAACAUUCGACUGUUAAUCGAUAUCAAGAUCAAUCUAAAAGCCCAAUACCGCCACCAGUGCCUGUGUCUACUUCUCCGAUUAAGGUUGACACUGUAGUUAAGAGUACCAAGCCUCUUUUAACAAAUGCUACAACAAACUCUACAAAUGAAAACGAAUCUAUUCUUGAAACACAUCACCAGAUGCCUUCAUCAUCAAAAUCUUCAGAAGAUUGCAGUCAAAGUAGCUCUUAUAAAUCUAUUAACUCGUCUAGUUCGGAUAAAAUGUCAGGAACUUCUCCUCAACAUGCAGUUGAGGAUAACUCAAAUAAUGCAAGUCCAAAGUUAGUUCAAUCUGAAAAUCAAUGUCAAAAUGCUAGUACAAAAGAGCUUACUCUUGAAAACAAGAUACAACCAGACAAUAAUACAAACCCGCAAACAACUGCUACAUUAGAGAUUCCUAAAAGCGAAUCUACAAAAAAUAUUGAUCUCUCUACGCUUUCAACUGUGUUGGACGAUGGAAAAAAUAAAGAGGAAAAGUCUACUGUCUUGUCAAAUGAUUUAAUUGAAGAAAAGUCUAAAUCUAAUUCUGAUCACAGACCACAAAAUACAAAAAUUCCAGUGCAACUUGAGACUAACACAACAAAAGUAUAUGAAGUUAAAGAACCAACAGUUGGUGCUACUGCAAAACCAAUGAACAACACUUUCACAACAACUAGUUCAUAUAAUGCGCAAGCCAGUAAAUAUUACAAGGGUCGUCCAAUACAAUCUCAGCCAAGGACUUCACGUGAAGGAAAUAUAAAUAAUAGUUAUAAUAGAAAACCUAUGGCAGGGGCACUUGCAGUGUCGUCCUUUAAUGAACCAGCAAGGGAAAAUGUUCAUAAAACUCAUCCUAAAGUACCCAACAAUGGUCAACAAUACUAUACUAUGGCGUAUGAUAACGGAGCAAGUGCUCGAGGUUAUAAUACUCAAGCAUAUUAUGUUCAUCAACCUCAAACUUCUCAACCGAUGUCAGGUUUUUCUCCUAUGCCACGACAAUAUAUACCCCAACAACAUAUUGUUCAAUCUCCUGAGUAUCAGCAAGUUUAUCAACAACCUACUGAAUUUGUUUAUUAUCCAUCUUCUUCACAAACGUUUUAUACUACAACGCCAGUCUUAAUGCAACCUCAAGUGUUGGCUUAUCAUCCUCCAAAAGUAUCAUGCUAUAACUGUGGAGGACAGAAUCAUACAGGAGCUGAAUGUACUGAAUUGACAAUGGAAGAAAUAACAAGUAAAGGUCUGUACGAACAUCAUUAUGGACCAUCAAUGCCAGAUGGCAGACCCCGGAAUUGA